Messenger RNA from Paramecium pentaurelia, 267 nucleotides. NCBI's taxonomy places the organism in Eukaryota, Ciliophora, Oligohymenophorea, Peniculida, Parameciidae. The record is from the annotation of a GenBank genome assembly.
AUGUCUCUAACCUAUCUCCCAUUUCAUAAUCUAGUUCAUUGUCCAAAGUAAGUCAUAGAAUUUGUAUAAAAUCCAGAUCUCAAUCUCAAUGAUUUAAACAAUAUGAUAGAAUAAUUGAAAAUGCCAAAAAACCAUUAUAAAGCUAUUUCAAGUAUGCAAUUUUUAGCCUCAAAGUAAGAACAUUAUUUAUAGGAUGAUAAUACCCUUUAAAAUCAGGAUGAAGAAAUUCAUUCUCCCUAAUUCAUUUUUAGGAAAAUUUUAUCCUGA